This is a messenger RNA of Adineta steineri, 1452 nucleotides long. Lineage: Eukaryota; Metazoa; Rotifera; Eurotatoria; Adinetida; Adinetidae. The record is from the annotation of a GenBank genome assembly.
AUGCCGAAAUAUAAUUUUAUGAUAUCGAAAGCGGUUGAUCUGGUCGCUCGAAAAUUAGCUGGUAUGGAUACAGAUACAAUUGCACGUUUAACAUCAACUUUAAGUGAAGAAGCACAAAUGAUAUCCGAAGAAUUACAAUAUAGUGGUGAACAGGUUGAUUCAGAAAUUUUAGCAGCAAAAUUAGAAGGAGUUAUAGCACGAAUGAAAUAUGAAGCACGUAAUAAGGGUCCUGAUCCAUCACCAUAUGAGUUUCCUAUUUUUAAUGUUUCUCAUAAUCCAGAAUCACCUUAUCCUAAUCCAAUUAAUCAUUUAUAUGACAAACGUUAUAAAGAAGCUUAUUCAACAUUUAUUAAACAGAAUCAACCUUCCUCGUCACCUUCACAAAAAACUAAUUCUUCCACACCAACUAUACCUCCACCAUCACCAACAACACCGUCAUCACCAUCAUCACCUAAAACAGGAACAGCAAGUUCUAAUCCUCUUUCACAUUCAAAUCAUUCACAAGGACAAUACCAACAACAACAAUCACAUAGUCAACCAUCACCACAAUCUCCUGGUUUUUUACCUAGUCUUGAUUAUCAACAAGGUAAUGCUUGGUUAUAUAUGAGUCCAUAUGUUAUACAUCAUCAAAAUAAUAAUUUCCUUCAACAGCAACAGCAACAGCAACAACAACCACAAGGUUCCAGAUCAACGCCAUCAAUUUCAAGUAAUACACAACCAUUAUAUCGCUCAUCAACAGCUGAUGAUUUAUAUUCACGUUCAGUAUCUCGUUCAGCAAGUAAUAACGACUUAGAUCAGUCUAAACCAUCCGGUAAAGAACAAAUUCGUGUUCGUGUUAUUAAUGAUAGUUCAGCAUCAUUAGCUGAUUCACAAACGGAUCUCUUAUCUAAUCAUCAAUAUCAAACACAAAGGUCAAUAUUAAAACCAUCUACAGAUUCUAAGGAUAAUAAAGAUAUAUUAGCACAACAGACAAUGUAUGUAACACCAAAUACAGCGAUGAAUCAACAAGCAAUGCAAAAUCCAUUAAAACCUGGUAAUAAUCCACAACAACAACAACAACAACAACAUCAUCAUCAUCAUCAUGUUGCACAAUCAUCAGCAGCAUCAGUGCCAGAACGUGUAAUUCUAGUUAAUCGACAUGCUUCAGGCCCACCACAUAGGCAUUUUCAUGCACCUGGUAAACCUCGAUAUUAUACAUAUGAAGCUCGUUCAUCAGUAGGAAACCAUAGACAACCGUUAGCAGUAACUGGUUCGAGUACACCAUCAACUGCAAGAAGUACGACAUCAUCAGGUGUCUAUGCAUCCCCACAACAAAAUUAUUAUUCAGGUCAACAAUUAUUUUAUCAACAACCAAAGGUCUAUGGAUCGACACCGAAUCAAUUAUAUUCAACAGCAUCACCUUAUGUACCACGUGUGAAUGGAUUUUAUCCAUUUGGAUACUAUCAUUAUUAA